This is a messenger RNA of Pseudovirgaria hyperparasitica, 809 nucleotides long. RefSeq lists its product as uncharacterized. The transcript has a single exon. The record is from RefSeq and is a predicted model, not a curated record. NCBI's taxonomy places the organism in Eukaryota, Fungi, Ascomycota, Dothideomycetes, Acrospermales, Acrospermaceae. Gene Ontology annotation, cellular component: extracellular region. Bases 185 to 715 code for a protein of 176 amino acids.
GAUCAAAGUCGCAAUUGAGUCUCCACGAUCAGACCAAAGCAUGUGGAGCCAAACUGACAGGAUAUAAAACGGGUCUGACAACCGCAUCCAACUCGAAUCUUCCCCAGCAAGCACAACGAGAACAUCCCCACCCCAAAAGCACAGACAUAUCUCAUCUCUCUCUCAAGAAAGACAGAAAAAAAAAAUGCAAUUUUCCUCGCUCUUCACCGUCUUCCUCGCCGGCGUCGCCCUCGCGGCCCCGGCCUCGACCACAGCAAACAAGAAGCGCGACCUCGCCACCAUCACCGCCGCCUUCACCGACAUCCAGAACAAAGUCGGCUCGCUCGACACCGCCGUCAAGGCCUACCAAGCCGACCUCACAGACGUGUACAACGCGUCCCAGGACGUCCUCGCCUCCGUCGACAGCGGCAACACCAAGGUAGCCGCCACCUCGCCCGUCACGCUGUCCGAGGCGCUCAAGGUCGCCAACCAGGCCGACGCGCUGACAAAGGUCAUCAACACGGCCGUCGACGACGCGCUGGCCAAGAAAUCCGCGUUUGACGCGUCCGAUGCCUCCUCUACCGUCGCCGAGGUCUUGAAUGACUUCAAGGCUUCCGCUACCAAGUUUGGCGCCACGGUCAAGUCCAAGGUGCCUGCUAAUGCGCAGUCUAUUGCCCAGGGCAAGAUCGAUAACAUCAUCAAGGCUAUUCAGCGGGGUAUUGAUGGCUUUGCUUAGAGUGCUUGAGGCCGUGUGGGGAAGCUUGAAGUGCGCCGGUUGCGCUUGCCCCUUGCCCUUGGUGUGUGUGUGUGUGUGUGUGUGUGUGUGUGUG